AUGCCCCGCGUGAGUGCGGCGCCGAAAUACACCGUUGCGGAGGAGAAGGAGGUGGUGGGACUCUUCGAUCGGAAGCUGGUUCCUUUUCUGGCGCUGCUCUACUUGCUCUCUUUCUUGGAUCGCUCCAAUAUCGGGAAUGCAAAGAUCGCCGGCCUAGAUCACGACCUGCACCUUUCCUCGUCGCAGUAUGAAUGGGUCCUGACGGCGUUCUACAUCACAUACAUUCUCUUUGAAUGGAUGACGCUGUUGUACCGCGUCGUCCCACCGCAUAUCUACAUCUCCCUUUGUGUCUGUGGCUGGGGACUGACUGCAUCUUUCCAAUGUCUGGUCACCUCGUUCGGCGGGCUAUUUGUGCUGCGCGCAUUACUAGGCAUCACGGAAGCGGCGUUUGGUCCCGGCGUCCCAUUCUAUCUCUCCCUGUUUUAUCGCAGAGAAGAAUUGGCUUUCCGCAAUGGACUGUUCAUUUCAGCGGCGCCACUGGCUACCUCCUUUGCGAGUAGUCUCGCCUGGCUAAUCGUCAAACUGAGCAGCAAUGGCCCUAUUUCUCCGUGGCGCAUCCUGUUUUUGCUCGAAGGGUUUCCCAGUGUCAUCGUUGCGGUCUUUGCCUGGGGCUUGAUCCCUGACUCUCCCGGUCGCGCUCGUUUUCUUACUCGGAGGCAAAGAACCGUGGCUCAGUUGCGCCUUGGAGAGAGUAGGGAUGAGUUCCAGGGCCCGCAGACAGGGUUUGAUUGGCAAGCAGUUGGGAAGACCCUGGCGGAUCCCAAGGCCUACAUCACUGCCUUCAUGUUUUUCAGCUGUAAUGUCGCCUUCAGCUCGAUGCCGGUGUUUCUGCCCACCAUCAUUAGACAUAUGGGCUACUCCUCUCUCACAGCGCAAGCACUCUCCGCACCACCCUACCUGGUGGCCUUCAUUGUAGUCCUCAUCACGGCAUACGUCUCGGACCGCAGCCAGUCCCGCAGCUUCUACCUCAUCUUGCACGCCCUCAUCUCCUCAGCAUCCUACCUUGUCAUUGCAUUAACAGGGGCCUUGCACUCUUACAUGCCCAUAAGCCUGCACACCACCAUCCGGUACAUCUGCGUCUACCCAGCCGUGUCAGGCUUCUUCUCCGCCAUCACUCUAAUCAUCACCUGGACGAUGGACAACCGCACCGAGAAAGAGGGCAAAGGUGCCAGCAUCGCCAUCCUCAACAUCAUCGGCCAGUGCGGGCCUCUCAUCGGCACGCAUCUAUACCCGGGCUCCGAUGGGCCAUGGUAUGUCCCCGGCAUGGCGGUGUGUUCGUUCUUCAUGGUCGUUGUCGCCAUCUUGGCUAUUAUAUUGCGGGUUAUCCUGAAGAAGCAGAAUCGGAUCUUGCAGUUGAAGUACGAGGCUAGUCAUCAUGUCAAUGGUGGGCCUGCUGAUGAUGAGGACGAGGAGCGGGAUGGGCUCAUGGGUGGGGGGAGGAGAGAGGAUCUAGAGCCUAGUACUGGCGAGAAGAAUUAUCUCUUUCUUAUAUGA
Penicillium riverlandense is the source of this 1494-nucleotide messenger RNA. RefSeq lists its product as uncharacterized. Bases 1 to 1494 code for a protein of 497 amino acids. Gene Ontology annotation, cellular component: membrane. Lineage: Eukaryota; Fungi; Ascomycota; Eurotiomycetes; Eurotiales; Aspergillaceae. Gene Ontology annotation, biological process: transmembrane transport. The record is from RefSeq and is a predicted model, not a curated record. Gene Ontology annotation, molecular function: transmembrane transporter activity. The transcript is spliced from 4 exons.